AUGAAAUUCUCCUUGGUUAUCGGUGCGUUGGGCGCCUUGACAGCGACCGUAUCGGCCGUUAAGGUGAACCCACUUCCCGCGCCCCGCAACAUCACUUGGGGGACAUCCGGCCCGAUCGCUGUUAAGGAGCUCAUCCUCCGCACCAACGAGAGCCGAAACCAUACCCAUACCGUCCUCACCGAUGCCUGGAUUCGCGCCUGGUCGACUAUCACCACCUUACAAUGGGUCCCCGCUGCUAUAGAGGCUCCAAUUGCGACAUAUCCACCAUUCCCGACCGGCGCAGGGUUGACCAAGCGUGGUGCCCAGGCGAUUCAGUCCGUCCAGCUUACCGUGGUUGAUAGCGACGCCGAUUUGCAGCACGGAGUCGACGAGUCUUAUACUUUGGAGGUGAAGGAAUUGACCGGUAGUGUCAAGAUCCACGCGCAGACCGUUUGGGGUGCGCUACACGCGUUUACCACGCUCCAGCAGAUCAUUAUUUCGGAUGGCAAGGGAGGACUGAUUAUUGAGCAACCAGUUUAUAUCCAGGAUGCACCCCUCUACCCUCAUCGAGGUAUCAUGGUGGAUACCGGACGUAACUUUAUCACUGUUCCCAAGAUUCUGGAGCAGAUCGAUGGCAUGUCUCUAUCCAAGCUCAACGUUCUGCACUGGCACUUGGACGAUGCUCAGUCCUGGCCUAUGCACAUGGAAGUCUACCCCGAAAUGACGAAGGAUGCAUACUCUCCCCGCGAGACCUAUACCGCGGCUGACAUGCGCCGAGUUAUGGCCUACGGUCGUGCGCGUGGUGUUCGCAUCAUCCCAGAGGUUGACAUGCCAGGGCACUCAGCUUCUGGUUGGCAACAAGUUGACCCAGAGAUUGUGGCCUGCGCAAACACGUGGUGGUCAAAUGAUGUAUAUGAAUACCACACCUCCGUGGAGCCUAACCCAGGUCAGCUAGAUAUCAUCUACAAUGGCACCUACGAGGUUGUCCGCAAUGUGUACAAUGAGUUGUCCGAGAUCUUCACGGAUAACUGGUUCCACACCGGAGCCGAUGAGCUCCAGCCCGGCUGCUAUAACUUCAGCACCUACGUUACUGAAUGGUUCUUGGAAGACCCUUCGCGCACUUACAAUGACUUGGCUCAAUACUGGGUUGACCACGCCGUGCCUAUCUUCCGCGACGCUGGUGAAGAACGCCGCAUCAUGAUGUGGGAGGAUAUUGCGUUGUCCACCGAGGCUGCCCAUGAUGUGCCCAAGGACAUUGUUCUGCAGACCUGGAACAAUGGAUUGACCAACAUCCAGAAUCUCACAGCCCGAGGAUAUGAUAUCGUUGUGUCUUCCUCCGACUUCCUGUACCUUGACUGUGGCCACGGUGGCUUCCUGGGCAACGAUCCUCGCUACGAUAUUAUGUCGAACCCAAGCGGUGCCGUUGACUUCAACUACGGAGGUAACGGUGGUUCCUGGUGUGCACCAUACAAGACCUGGCAGCGCAUCUACGACUUCGACUUCACCACAAACCUCACAGAAACCGAAGCGAAGCAUGUCCUGGGUGCCGAGGCUCCUCUCUGGUCUGAGCAAGUUGACGACGUGACCAUCUCCAGUGAGUUCUGGCCUCGGGCUGCUGCACUGGCUGAACUCGUCUGGUCCGGUAACCGUGACGCCAAUGGCCAGAAGCGGACCACCCUUCUUACCCAGCGUCUGCUGAACUUCCGCGAGUACCUGGUCGCGAAUGGUGUUAUGGCCGGCGCCUUGAUGCCCAAGUACUGUUUGCAGCACCCGCAUGCUUGUGAUCUCUACUACAACCAGACUGUCAUUACCUGA
Penicillium malachiteum is the source of this 1794-nucleotide messenger RNA. RefSeq names its product beta-N-acetylhexosaminidase. Gene Ontology annotation, cellular component: membrane. The record is from RefSeq and is a predicted model, not a curated record. Gene Ontology annotation, molecular function: beta-N-acetylhexosaminidase activity. The coding region runs from base 1 to 1794 and encodes 597 amino acids. Lineage: Eukaryota; Fungi; Ascomycota; Eurotiomycetes; Eurotiales; Aspergillaceae. Gene Ontology annotation, biological process: carbohydrate metabolic process; glycosaminoglycan metabolic process. The transcript has a single exon.